AUGGGAGGUGAGGAUGGCAAGGGUGAGGAUGGCAAGGGUGAGGAUGGGAAGGGUGAGGAUGGCAAGGGUGAGGAUGGGAAGGGUGAGGAUGGCAAGGGUGAGGAUGGCAAGGGUGAGGAUGGCAAGGGUGAGGAUGGCAAGGGUGAGGAUGGCAAGGGUGAGGAUGGCAAGGGUGAGGAUGGCAAGGGUGAGGAUGGGAAGGGUGAGGAUGGGAAGGGUGAGGAUGGGAAGGGUGAGGAUGAGAAGGGUGAGGAUGGGAAGGGUGAGGAUGGGAAGGGUGAGGAUGGGAAGGGUGAGGAUGGGAAGGGUGAGGAUGGGAAGGGUGAGGAUGGGAAGGGUGAGGAUGGGAAGGGUGAGGAUGGGAAGGGUGAGGAUGGGAAGGGUGAGGAUGGGAAGGGUGAGGAUGGGAAGGGUGAGGAUGGGAAGGGUGAGGAUGGGAAGGGUGAGGAUGGGAAGGGUGAGGAUGGGAAGGGUGAGGAUGGGAAGGGUGAGGAUGGGAAGGGUGAGGAUGGGAAGGGUGAGGAUGGGAAGGGUGAGGAUGGGAAGGGUGAGGAUGGGAAGGGUGAGGAUGGGAAGGGUGAGGAUGGGAAGGGUGAGGAUGGGAAGGGUGAGGAUGGGAAGGGUGAGGAUGGGAAGGGUGAGGAUGGGAAGGGUGAGGAUGGGAAGGGUGAGGAUGGGAAGGGUGAGGAUGGGAAGGGUGAGGAUGGGAAGGGUGAGGAUGGGAAGGGUGAGGAUGGGAAGGGUGAGGAUGGGAAGGGUGAGGAUGGGAAGGGUGAGGAUGGGAAGGGUGAGGAUGGAUGGGAAGGGUGA
This is a messenger RNA of Closterium sp. NIES-65, 810 nucleotides long. The record is from the annotation of a GenBank genome assembly. Lineage: Eukaryota; Viridiplantae; Streptophyta; Zygnematophyceae; Desmidiales; Closteriaceae.